This is a messenger RNA of Penicillium robsamsonii, 285 nucleotides long. RefSeq lists its product as uncharacterized. Bases 1 to 285 code for a protein of 94 amino acids. The transcript has a single exon. NCBI's taxonomy places the organism in Eukaryota, Fungi, Ascomycota, Eurotiomycetes, Eurotiales, Aspergillaceae. The record is from RefSeq and is a predicted model, not a curated record.
AUGGCUGAACUUUUCCUGGGCUAUGUGCUCAACUGUGACCAAAUGUCAACCUCGUCCUUGAAUGGCCCGAUACGGAAGAACCUCAAGCCGAGGACUGAUCAACAUCCAACGGAAUAUCCCUCGGUCAAGCGUCUCAUGAACACACAAGCUCAGUGGGCUAUCGAACACGACACCGUGAUGUGUCGAUUGAACCAUCACGCGCUUCGCAUUAUCCCAAGGGAGAUAUUGAUUCACACCAAUAUCUCGGACGCAUUCUCCGAUGUUCUAACGACCUUCUAUUACUAA